UACAGCGACCAAAGCAGACUGCAGACUGACUGAAGGAGACUGGUAUCUACCUGGCUAUUAAUCUGUCCAUCUAUCUUUCUGACGACGGAGGACUUUAGAUAAUCAAAGGAACUGACCUGACCCGAAGCGUUAAGGCCAACAAUACCCUUUUCCGUCGACAUGAAUACGAAUUACACGUUAACAUCGCGGUGUGUGUGUAUGAUGAACGGCUGAGGAGGAGGAGGAGGAGGAGGCUGCGGUCUGAAACCAGAUUUUAUCCUGGACAUUUUGGAGCAAACGUCGUGUCGUUUACACAAGGAGGCUGUGCGCUUACCUGCUAUGCUCACAAAUGAGCUAUACUGAUUUUCCACCUUAGUUUCGAGAGGUUUUUGGCAUGGUUUGUAUCCACCAAGGAGCCUCCAGCAGCGGGACAUUGAAGGUUUUUUCCUCUAGAUAUGGAGUGUGAAGAUGCGGAUUACAGAGGAAUCCCCACCGCUAGUUUAGCCGCACUGGUUUCUGUACACAUAUCAUUGCGGUGUUAUUGCUGGCAAGAAUAAAUGGGCCUAUGAUGGUAAAUGUGUAUUUUCUGUCCAGGGCAAUCAAUCGGUGAUUUUCGGAGCUUGACUGGACUCCCAUUAGCCCGUGAGAGCAUUCGUGCUAGCCUGCUUGUUGUAGCUCCUAGCUCCAUUAGCCAGCUAACAGCUAAAAGCUAAACUGGCUGGAGGUUAAAAAGGGGUUUUUAACAACCCACACCAGGUUGUACCGACGUUUCCUCCCCGCAACACAUUUAUUCACAGAAUCUGGGUGGGUUUAUUUCUUCAGGAAUGAGGUCUCGUAUGGAGAGGAAUCGUUUGACCUUGUUUUGGGGUCUGAUGCUGGGUCUGUCCUCCUGCCUCCGGCCCGCCACCGCAGAGAUCUGUGGCCCCAGCAUUGACAUUGGCAAUGACAUCAGUGAAUUCAGGCGUCUGGAGAACUGUACGGUGGUGGAGGGAUACCUGCAGAUUCUCCUCAUCGGCGACAAGAACAACAAUGUUAACCAGGAGAUCUUCCGUUCACUCAGCUUCCCCAAGCUUACCAUGAUCACCGACUAUCUGCUGCUAUUCCGGGUGUCGGGCCUGGAUAGCCUGAGCACACUUUUUCCCAACCUCACCGUCAUCCGCGGCCGCAACCUCUUUUACAACUAUGCCCUGGUGAUCUUUGAGAUGACAAGCUUGAAGGACAUCGGCCUGUACAACUUGAGGAACAUCACCCGAGGUGCUAUCCGUAUUGAGAAAAACCCUGAGCUUUGCUACCUGGACUCGGUGGACUGGUCCCUCAUCAUGGAUGCUGAGUUCAACAACUUCAUUGCCGGGAACAAGCAGUCCAAGGAGUGCGGAGAUGUUUGCCCGGGCAUCAUGGAGAACAGCCCUCAGUGCAGAAAGACAAUGUUCAACGAUAACUACAGCUACCGAUGCUGGAACUCCAACCACUGCCAGAAAGAAUGCCCAGAGAAGUGUGCACAUAGAGCGUGCACAGCAGACGGUGAGUGCUGCCACCCUCAGUGUCUGGGCAGCUGCACAGUUCCUGGUAGUGACACCGCAUGUGCAGCGUGCCUGCAUUACUACCACCAGGGGCGCUGCGUGGCCGAUUGCCCUGCUGGCACCUACAGGUUUGAGGGAUGGCGCUGCAUCAGUGGCGAGCUCUGUUCCAAGGUCCACCUCCCUGACUUUGACAGCUUUGUCAUCCACGGCGGCGAGUGCAUGCCCGACUGCCCAUCUGGAUACACCCGCACUGUACCUAACAGUAUGUUCUGCACAGCCUGUGAUGGUCUAUGUGAUAAGGUUUGUGAGGAGAAGGUCAUCGACUCCGUGGAUGCUGCCCAGUCUCUCAAAGGCUGCACUGUUAUCAAAGGCAACCUGCAUAUCAACAUCCGCAGAGGCCACAACAUGGUGGCAGAGCUGGAGAGUUUCACAGGUUUGAUCCAGCGGGUGACAGGAUUCGUCCAGAUUCGACACUCCCCCACUCUGGGCUCCCUGGCCUUCCUCCGCAGCCUGAGAUACAUUGAUGGAGAGGACCUUCUUGAUGAUAUGUAUGCCUUCUCAGCGUUUGACAACCAGCAGCUGCAGUAUCUUUGGGACUGGAAGCAGCACAAUCUGACCAUCAAGACGGGGAAGCUGUUCUUUAGAGCCAACCCAAAGCUCUGCAUGUCUGAGAUCCGCAAGAUGUGGCAGAAGACUGGCAUCCAGGAACGUUUUGACGAGACCGAAUUCCAAAACAACGGUCACAGGGCCAGCUGUGAAAGCACUAUCCUGAAGUUCAAGUCGAACAGCACCAGCAGUACCAGGAUCAAACUAACAUGGCAGCGCUACCGACCCUCUGACUACAGAGACCUCAUCAGUUUCAUCGUCUACUACAAGGAGGCGCCUUUUCAGAACAUCACAGAGUUUGAGGGACAGGACGGUUGUGGCUCGAACAGCUGGAACAUGGUGGAUGUGGAGCUAAGUCAGGACAAGGACUCAGACCCUGGGGUUCUACUGUCCAACCUGAAGCCCUGGACGCAGUACGCCAUCUUUGUUAAGGCUAUCACACUCAUGGUGGAGGACAAGCAUGUACCGAGUGCCAAGAGCAAGGUGGUCUACAUCCGCACCAGCCCUGCAGCUCCCUCCAUGCCACUGGAUGUGCGGGCCUAUUCUAACUCGUCAACCCAGUUGGUGGUGCGUUGGUCGCCCCCUGUGUCACCCAAUGGAAACCAGACCUACUACCUGGUGAGAUGGCAGCAACAAGCCGAAGACCGAGAGCUGUACCAGCACAAUUACUGCUCUAAAGAGCUGAAGAUCCCCAUCAGGAUUGCUGCCACAGGAGUAGGUGUCCAGGAAGAAGACACCAAGCCCACCAAGCCAGACCCUGACGGGGGAGAUAAAGGCCCCUGUUGCCCCUGCCCCAAGUCAGUAGAGGACCUGGAGGCUGAGGCUGCUGACGCCUCCUAUCGAAAAGUUUUUGAGAACUUCUUGCACAACUCCAUCUUCACUCCGCGUCCACCAGACCGUCGCCGUCGAGAUUUGUUUGGCAUCGCCAACUCCACUGUGUCCCGCGGCAGCCGGCUGUUUACCAACAGCAGCAUCAGCCCUUCUUUACCGGCCGGUAACAGUAGCAGCAGCACGCCGGAUCCAGAGCCGUCAGAUCGAGAGUAUGAGUUUAUGGAGCAGUCUGUGACCGAGCGGGAGCUGCAGAUCUCCAACCUGCAGCCGUUCACCGUUUACCGCAUCGACAUCCACGCCUGCAACCGGCAGGUCCAGCACUGCAGUGCAGCAGAGUUUGUCUUCUCCAGAACCCAACCUGCAGAGAAGGCUGACGACAUCCCCGGCCUGGUGACGUGGGAGGGACAGGAGGACUGGGUGUUCCUGCGCUGGCCGGAGCCACACCGUCCAAACGGACUCAUCCUCAUGUAUGAGAUCAAGUUCAGACUGGCUGCUGAGGCUGAGAAGCAUGAGUGUGUGUCUGGUCAGAUGUAUCAGGCCCAGCGUGGCGCUCGGCUGUCCAACCUCAGUCCAGGGAACUAUUCAGUCCGAGUCAGAGCCACUUCACUGGCUGGCAACGGAUCCUGGACACACGUUCUGGAUCUCUAUGUAGCUGAACGAUAUGAAAACUUCCUCUACGCUAUGAUCUUCAUACCCAUCGGCAUUGUCCUCUUCAUCUGCUUCCUGGUUGCAAUGCUAGUUGUCUUCAACAGGAAAAGGAACAGUGACCGGCUUGGGAAUGGAGUCCUCUACGCCUCAGUCAACCCAGAAUACUUCAGUGCUGCUGAGAUGUAUGUACCGGAUGAGUGGGAGGUGGCGAGGGAGAAGAUCUCUCUGAGUCGGGAGCUUGGACAAGGAUCUUUUGGAAUGGUGUACGAGGGCAUGGCCAAGGGCGUGGUCAAAGAUGAACCAGAGACCCGUGUCGCCGUUAAGACAGUUAACGAGUCAGCCAGCAUGAGAGAACGGAUAGAGUUCCUUAACGAGGCCUCCGUCAUGAAGGAGUUCAACUGUCACCACGUGGUUCGUCUCCUGGGCGUGGUCUCCCAGGGCCAGCCCACCCUGGUCAUCAUGGAGCUGAUGACGCGAGGAGAUCUGAAGAGUUACUUGCGCUCCCUCCGACCUAAAGAGCAGCAGUGGUCAAACCUGUCUCUCCCUCCUCUGAAGAAGAUGCUUCAGAUGGCUGGGCAGAUCGCUGACGGCAUGGCUUACCUCAAUGCCAACAAGUUUGUCCACAGAGACCUGGCAGCCAGGAACUGCAUGGUGGCUGAGGACUUCACUGUUAAGAUUGGAGACUUCGGUAUGACCAGGGACAUCUAUGAGACAGAUUACUAUCGCAAAGGUGGUAAAGGUUUACUUCCUGUUCGUUGGAUGUCACCAGAGUCACUGAAGGACGGAGUUUUCACGACCAACUCUGAUGUCUGGUCGUUCGGCGUUGUGUUGUGGGAAGUUGCAACUCUGGCAGAGCAGCCUUACCAGGGUCUGUCCAAUGAGCAGGUCCUCCGCUUUGUCAUGGAGGGAGGAUUGCUCGAGAAACCCCAGUACUGUCCUGACAUGCUGUUUGAGCUGAUGCGGAUGUGUUGGCAGUACAACCCUAAGAUGCGUCCAUCUUUUUUGGAGAUCAUCAGCAGCAUAGAGGACGAGCUGGACCCGGCCUUCAGAGAGCUUAGCUUCUUCUACAGCGCCGACAACAAGCCUCCCGAUGCCCCGCAGCUGCACCUGGACAACAUGGACGACGUCCCUCUCGACCCCCCCUCUUCCACCCAGCCGCAGCAAGCCCCGCCCCCCCAACAGACCCCGCCUUCUCCCAGCUCCAAGGCUCCCCCCGCCCCCACGUUAACACCCAGUCCCCCCUCCUCACCCUGCUCGUCGAGCUCCGCCAUGGACAAGCAGCCCUCCGGCCAGCAGGCGGCCAACGGGCUGUCGGGGCCGAGUCUUGGGGCGGGUCCAGGACUUGGGCCAGGGUCUGGCGUCGUGAUGCGGCCAUCUCUGGACGACCUGCCACCUUAUGCGCACAUGAAUGGAGGACGCAAAAAUGAGCGCGCCAUGCCCCUCCCCCAGUCCUCUGCCUGCUGAUCAAGGGGUGUCACCCCUCCCACAUAACACUCCCACACCCACCCAAAUGCCCCCCAGACCUCAAACCCCACCUCCUGCUGCUCUACAGAGCCUGUCUUUCUCAGUGGGUGGAAUCUCAUUUAAAAGAAAAAAAAAAAAAAAAAAAACAUCACAAACAUUACCGCCAGCUGGGUUUGGCUCGUUUCUGAGCAGGAAAGACUCAGGAGGGUGGAGACACCUUCACUUCUCUGUCAGUCUACUAGUCUGUCAGUCCAUGUUCUGCUGUACCUCCACAUACUCUUUAUUUUUUUCUGUUUUGGUUUCUACCAGCUGGCUGUCAGAUGUGACAUUGCCCCUUGCUGCUGAGGAGGAAGAACAGAAGACCGAAAAGGAAAGAAGAAAGAUUGAAGUCAUUUGGGGAGAGGUCUCUCUCUCUUUCUCUCUCCCCUUAUGGCUGAACUAGUUUUAUAUAUUGUUGUUUAUUUGUUACUUUUUUAUAUCAAUUUCCAAAUAGGGAAAAAUGUGUAGGCCUUUAUAAAUGACCGGUGUUUUGGUCGCUUUUGGGCGGGCAUUACGGUGAAACUGUUGCGCAUAUCUAAUGAAGAAGCACUUCAGAGAGGUUGGCAUCUCUAUUUUCCAGUAGUUUGUGUUGUUGCUCUGCAGGCUGGGUAUCAGCGUCGCGCCAGGUCAACAGCCAAUCCGCUGAAAAGCAAAAAGAGGGGUAACGGUCUAAUCUGCCAAAUUUGUUGCCAAAUUGUAUUUUUUGCUGUUUAGUUCUCUCUCCUAUUGGUCUUCCCUUAUCAUUAUCCACCCCACCAGAUUGAAAAAAGCAAAAACAAACAAAAACAAAAAACAAACAGUUCUUCUGGCGCUCUGUACUGUUACCACGCCGUCCUAAAAAUCUGUGAUUAAAGGGAGAUUUGCUUCUCUCCACGGUCCUGUGCUCUCCAUCUUAGGUUACUGUUCAUUGCUCUCCUUGUCUACUGCAUUGAUCUCUUCUGGACAGAUACCUACUAAGUAGACCUCUAUCAGAUCUCCAUCAAACAGAUCCUCUAAAUAGAUCCUGGUUACAGAGAUUUCUCUGAGGUUGAGCCACAUCACAAAGUGCUGUUCCGCAAGGGUCUAACCGCCAAAUACCGUCAAUAAGCAAAAAAACAAAACCUCAAAACGAGGACUGGGGAGGGAAGAGCGUGAGGAUACGGACACUCGAUCUCCAACUUGAUGGACUCGGGGUUUGCUGCGAGUCCAGAGGCAUUGUUGUUGUACACAAGCAGGUAUUUUUUAGACUAGUCAUUAGUCUCUAAGAUUUACAACAUCUCUAUGUGGACAGCAUUUACAUACACAUCAAUUGUUUGUGUCACUUUUCUAACUUUUUUACAGUUGGAGACAUUCAUCAUGUACAGAAAGAAGCUGCUAUUCUUUAUUUCUCUUGUGGUUGUAAUAUAGCUGAUAUCUAUAUAUAAAGAGAAAAACUCCUUCAGGUUGGAUCUAUGACCGUUUCCACUACAGUCCAGUUGUUGUUUUUUUAAUGCUUGUAAUUGUGUAAAAGUGUAUCUGAGAUGGCGUUGCUUCUGUGUUGCUUAAAAAGGUUUGACGUUUUGCCUUGUGUUUUCUAACACCGGUACUUUCCCCACCCACCCAACCAGACGGACAGUGAUGGUAUCGAUGACCGUCGAUGUUCUUGUCUUCUUUCGGGAUGCCUUGGCUUCCCUCCUCUACCCAUCGUUCGCUGGGUCAGAGGUCAGAGGUCAGGCGUUGCUGCCGAGUCCCAACUGAAUCUCAGGUCAAAGAAAAGUGAAAUCCUUUUCUACUUUUUUUCCAGAUACUCGUUUUGUUUUGUUUUGUUUUGUUUUGUGUGUGUGCAUGUGUGCGGGCGGGCGUGUGUGUGUGUGUGUGUGUGUGUGUGUGUGUGUGCGGGUGUGUGUGUUUGUGCGUGCGUGUGUGUGUGUGUAUUGUGCUGUCAUAAGCAGAAACAUCCAGCCUGACUGUGUCUGUUACCUCCCUGUUUGAUCCCAUAUCCUUCUGACUCUCUUAUUUAAUUUUUUGGAUCAUUAGACAAGGCCAGUGUUUCUUAUGCUGUUGGGGAGGAACAAGAGUAGGUCCAAAGGUCCAAGUCUUGACUAGUACUUACUGUGUUGAUAUAAUGUUGGGUUCAAAGUGAAAAGUAAAUACAGGAUGUUUCUCUUAAGUCAUCUAGUCUUGAACUGAAAACUUUAUUUCUCCCUAAGUCCAGUGAAAAAAUCUGUCAGCAUGAUGCGAUAAUUCCACGUGUUUCUCAUGCAGAUCAGCUCGUUUCUUGAAAUACCGUAAGUGUGAUUUUCUUGGUGCUGGAGUAAUCUACAUUAUUGUCCUGCUUAAAGAUAUUGACGCUUGUAUCUAGAACAAUUACUGAAACUGCACUGGGAAACGAGCUGGAGUAUCUCACCCCGCUGGAAAAGGUUUCCCUGUGCUUUAAGAAAAAUAACAUUUUAAGAUUGAACAUGAGACUAAAAGGUUUGUUCAGAUGGAGAAAUGUUUGUGAAACCAGAGGCCCAGAAGUUACAUUUGUACACCCAGUCCCAGCCCAGAUAUUCCUUGUUUUUUUUUUUUUCAUUCCAUUAUUUUCUUUAUUUUGUGAAGUAUAAAUCACUGUACAAAUUUAAAAAAAAAAAAAAAAAAAGGUUUUGUUGUUCCUUCAAGCAUCCAUCUACCUCAAUGUUUGUUUUUCACUCGAUGUACGUGUUCAGAAAGACAGAACAAUCUCAUCUCUGAUGUCCCGCUGUAGUGACGAUCUUACUGAGUGCUGUUCAUGUGGACAAAUGCAUUACAACACAAAACACAACAAACCACAAACCAAACCAUCCUGUAGCGGACAGAGUGCAGAAACAUCUUGCAGUCAGAGGGGAAAAUGAAAACCACACUAUUGCUGGUAAAUGUUAGCUGGUUUCUGGUAAACUACCAAACCAUCAUUUCUACUCUAAACAUAAAUGUGGCUGAUGAAAGAGUGAAGGUGGUGGUGGAUUUGGGGAUGUACCAGCCUUUGUCCUGGUCAGGGUAGAAGAAUUGGCUGUCUAAAGCUCUGCAGUGUGGUGGUGGUGGUGUGUAUGUGUGGUGUUUGUCUUGUCGUUUCUGAUGUAACUCUACAUCCAGACCACUCCAUCCCUUUGCCCAUCCCUUUCCCUGUCUGUCCUCCAAACCUCAGCAUCAGCUCAGAGAGGCUAUUCUACAUAAAAAAACUGUAGUUUUGGAUGUUGUUUGGUGCUGUGAGGAUACUUUUCUGUGGGUUCAGAGAAGAACCAGAGAUUUUUAUUUUGUAAAGGCGUUGAAAAGUGUCUGGAUAUUAAGCAUCUGUGAAGUUGUGUGUGUCACCGCAGUGUAUCGAUGUAGGUGGUGGAAAUGGAUACUAGUGUACUUUUGACCUUGAAGGCCAAACCACUCUUCCUCUUCAACGCCUCGCCCCUUCACACAAACACACAGACAAAUCGUAGACUGUGUGUUUACACAGCCUGAUGCAAAUAUACAGCUAGACAGCUCUAACAGUCAUCCAAGAGGUGAUGUUGGUGUAGCAUCAGCCUCAGUCCUGAUGUGUUCCUGCCCUGUAGCUAAACCUCCUGGUCUCCUUGUCUUAUUAUCGUGUUCAUCUCCUCCCAAUGUCCCUGUCACCUGCACACCCAAACACCACAUCUUGCCGUUUAAAUCAAGCGACUGGCCAGAAGAGGUGUGGCUUCAUCUUCCUGUCAGACCUGUAGAUGGUUCUGUUUGAGCCAGAGUCCCACACCUCCAGCGCCAGGGAGGAGUCAGGCAGGAGAGGAAAUGUGGUAUUUUCAUAUUCACGCCUGAUGUUCUCAAAUCUGCUGGAGGAAGGGUGUGGUAUGUUCUGGUUUGUGGAUGACACGAAGGACAGAGCCGUGUGGUCAGGGAGCGAAUUUGUUUUCUUGUCCAAAGUCCAGUUAGUUUGAAGUGCAGAUGUUACAAGUUGAGUCUGGUUUUGGAGAGGUCUUGUCUUUGUCUGCUGGCUGUUCAAUCCUGUUUCUGAUUUUUGACACACUGAGAAUGGAAAUGGAAAUGGAAAUGGAGUUAAUUGAAAGACAUGUCACUGAUUGGAAUUGUUUCUUUUUUGUGUUUUAUUUUUUGUUUUGUUUUUGUUUUUUGUUUUUUUAAUAAAUUCAGAUCACCAGCUCUGCCCAUGUUUUUGCAUUUCAUAUAUAUAUAUAUAUAUAUAUAUAUAUAUAUCAUCAAAUCAAUGAUGUAAUAUGUCCUUUAUCUGUGUUAGUAAUUACAAAUGUCAGAAGAACACAUUUCCAUGUUACUAAGGUAGAGGUUGGCUCAUAACUUGCUGAUGGCCAGCUUCCAUCUAACUGUGGGAGAUUUCUAGUGCCACAGAUUUCCUGGUGUACUACACGCAAACAACCGCAGGCAAAUACAGGUGUUCAUAACAACAUGAGGACGAUGGGGCAUUUUCAGUUCAUCCAUGUGUCUGUUUUGAGAUGGGGCACAUAUGUGCUUUCAGCAUAACGUGUGUCAGCUGGUCAAUGACGCAUUGCCACCAUGGACCAGGGAGGACGUUUGUCACCUUUAAAGGGGUUGAUUUAGUGAUGUUUCUUACUCAUAUGUAUGCAUUCUGUUUUCUCCACAAGCACUGGUAGCCAUAAUGCCCUUGAGCUUGUUCUUUUCUGCAAUUAUGGGACUUGAGUGCGCUGCCUCACACCUGAACACAUCACCGUAGUAGAACAUAAUCACGGUAAAGAACUCCCUCAAGGACGUUUCAGCCAUCAGGAAGUGUCAUCAGUGUGCUAACUGUGCGGUAUUGUCUGUUGUGGAGGUCUGGGCAGACUGGCCUGGUGGUUAGAGAGAGUGUCCUAAAACUGAAAAACUACAGGUACAUGUCUGCACCCUUCGCUCUCAAGAUGCUGGAUUAUUAGUUGUUCAAAGAGUUAAAAAGAAGUCAGCUGGACAGCGGGCCUUUUCCUAUUGCUCUCCCUUCCUCUGGGAUGAUCUACCUACAGAAAUCAGGGAGGCAAACUCUCUUGAUGCCUAUAAAUCCAAACUUAAGAAUUAUCUGUUUUCUUUAACUUAUGCAUAAUCAUUUCAAGUUGACCACUAACAGAGGCUCAUUUUCAGCCACUUGGCUCCCUUUUCAUAGCUUAGUUUGAGUUCUGCCGGUUUAGAUGUCUCUCACAAUCCCUAUCUUCUUCUGUUUCCUCUCUACCUUCAGUUGUCUUCUGUUUUACUAAUCCGUUCUCCCUGGUCCUGCUCCUUCUACAGACAUUAGCUUUGCUGCAUUACUGCAUUUAUCUACUGUAAUAUCUCUGCUUUUUUAAGUCCUGGUACCCUGCCCCUGUCCUCUGUAUGUGUCUUAUAUGCUUGACUAUGAAUGCCUUGUGUGACUGUCUUCCUCCCAGGUGCACCUGUACUCGGCCCCUUCCCCGUCAUCCCCCAUGUCCUCGCUGUUGCUGCAGCUUCAUGGCUGAUCAUCGCCCUGUGCUCCCCUGCAGCUUUUGCUACCUUGAUUUUGUCUUCUUGUGUGUUUUAUUUUGUAUUAUCACUGUUUGUUUGUUUGUUUGUUUGUUUCAUUUCCUGGCUCAGCAUGUAUUGCACACCUGUCUGGCCAUGAAAGCGUCUCCGCUCUCUGUGGUCCUUCUCAAGAUUUCUUUCAUUUGUCCCUGUCCCACCUUUGGGUUUUUGGGAGAGUUUUGUCUUACCCGCUAUGAGGAUUUAAGUUAGUCCUGUCUAUUGUAAACUUGUGGCCCUGUAAAGCCCUUUGAGACUGUAAACAGUGAUAUUGGACUUUAAAUAAAUUUGAACUUGAACGUGAAUCACCAACUAGAACAUCGUAGUCAAUGGCGGGGCUAGACGAACUGGCCAAAGUGUGUUGGACUUCUCAGAUCACGAUCAGCUGAUGUUCAGGGUCUGUGUGUCAAGUGGCUGAUCCAUCUCUCAGCAGGCGGCCCACCAUCAGUCAGAGUCCAGUUCCAUUCUAAACAUCCUGGUGGUUGGUAAAAUAGUGAAAGUGGCUGCUUAGAUUUUGCGGCUUACCGAACACUGCCCUGCCCUGCAGCAGUGGUGACCUCCCUGUCUGCCUCUCUCCGGUCUCCAGUGUCCAGUCUCCACAGACACUCCUCUUUUCAUGAAUCUCUCUCAAUGUCUGGCCCUGACUCUUCUCUGUCUGUGAGUUUCUCUCUUCCCUAAUGAAGCAGGUUUCUAUUUUCAGGCUGGGAGUCUCAGUGGUUUGAUCCAGGUCCAGUCGAUAUCAGCAGUGGGUUUUACUUCAGAGUCCAGUAACUCGGUCCAGCCAAGGCAGACUGGGCCGUAAAGCCAGUUUGCACUGGUCAGACAAGUUAAGAAUGGGUCUUUUCAACAUUUGUGGUCUGACUUUUGCAUCAGUUUUACCACUGGAACGCCUCACAGAGCUGACAUUAAAUAGAACAAACUUUAUUUUGGUUUGGUUUGGUUUUUUGUUACAAAUGAUGGCCAAUUUGCUACCAAGGCUUUGAUGGGUGUAAAUUAUUCAUAGCCUUUCAACUCUUGUGUUUAUGUUGAAAUUAUUUGUUAGACUGAGGUUUCAUUUUGGUUUUCUUUUGUACAUUCUGUUGUAAGAAUUUCUUCCUGUUAUCAAUAUAUUAUGAAUACUGGGAAAAAAUGUCGAAUGGCUGAAGGAUAAGAGAAUGUUGGUUUCUCUGAUUCUUUUUUUCUACGAGUUUACCACAAGAUUUAAGAUGAAUAAAAAUGUAUGCAAACUGUU
This is a messenger RNA of Myripristis murdjan (pinecone soldierfish), 11748 nucleotides long. RefSeq names its product insulin-like growth factor 1 receptor. Gene Ontology annotation, biological process: positive regulation of kinase activity; multicellular organism development; protein autophosphorylation. The coding region runs from base 804 to 5048 and encodes 1414 amino acids. NCBI's taxonomy places the organism in Eukaryota, Metazoa, Chordata, Actinopteri, Holocentriformes, Holocentridae. Gene Ontology annotation, molecular function: ATP binding; insulin receptor substrate binding; insulin receptor activity. Gene Ontology annotation, cellular component: insulin receptor complex; axon; plasma membrane. The transcript is spliced from 21 exons. The record is from RefSeq and is a predicted model, not a curated record.